This is a messenger RNA of Symbiodinium sp. CCMP2592, 1053 nucleotides long. Lineage: Eukaryota; Dinophyceae; Suessiales; Symbiodiniaceae. The record is from the annotation of a GenBank genome assembly.
AUGGCCGAAGUUGCCUGCAGCAACCAGACGCAGUGUCCAUCUGCAGCAGAUUUUAUCUUCGUGGGUGAACGCGGUCUCGAGCUUGCGCCCCCUGGCGAUUCCUCGGAUUACUCUGCCAGCCUGAUUCUAGCUGGAGCAGACGCCCUGCGCGAAAUAAGCUUUGACGACGACACGUUCAGUGCUCCUGUGGCCGAUUGCGUGCUGGGAGUCUGCGCAUGCUCCGACUCAUGGAACCCACUUGCGGCCGCUGAUUUCCAGAUCGUGCUUCCGAGUCCCAAAAAACGGGGCAAAGGUGUCGUGCUAAUGGCAGUGUCGCAUUCGGAAGAUGCUGAGGCCGCUGUCCGAAACAUUUGGGAGAAGCUCGAAGAGAGCGAGCAGCUGGCCAUGAAGAGAUCUCACGCCUACCGGACGGUGCGCGCACGAGGAGGGGCUGUGGCAGCAAUGGAGAAGAGCCACUACAACGUUGUGGCUUUCUUGAAGCUUGCAAGCAACGACUGCCUUCGAGCAUCGACCGAUGAAGCUUUGGUACAAGAAAUCGGCCGGCUGGCCAUGGAGUUAAGAGUGAAAGAGUGCGACAGUUGUCCAAUCUGCUUGGAAGCGAUUGCUGCGGAGGAUGCCGUAAUGAGGUGCAGCGGCGCAGGAGGAGGCUUACAUCAGCUACACCAUUAUUUUCAUGCAGAGUGCUUGCGUGAGUGGAUCCGGACAGCCUCCAACCCGAAGUGCCCCAUGUGUCGCAGCAACCUGCAGUUGAACGGUGCUCGCUUGGAGUGCUUCCUCGAAGGCACGGCCACACUCUCCGACGACGAACGAACUUAUCUCCAGGCAUUGCUGGACGGCGCCAAUGCUCGACAAGACUGGAGCGACAUGAGCUUCAUGGAGCGCACGGGCUAUGCUGGAAGCCUUGCAGCAUCUGCGUCCUUAGGAUUCGCGCAGGUUGUUUUCUUUCGAAGUGGCUGGACAAGCGGUGGCUUGGCCCCACGGCAAGACCUGCGUCUGGCCCAGCUAGCCGGAGCAGGAGCAGCAGUGGCUUUCCGCAUCUGGCGUGGAAGAUGA